AGCACCCAGAGCCCAGGUACUAAUCUGGCAAGUGUCAUUCGUACCAAUGGGAACUCGAGGUACCCUUAUCUCCCACCCGCAUGUUAAAACUUGCAGAACAACAACAACAUAGCCCUGCCUUGUAUUUGCAAGCCACUCAAGUGAUCCCAUUUCCUAAAAUGAGCAGUUGUUGGUAUUUGGAUGUAAGCUCAACAUUCAUCAUCUGCAGUAGGAAAUAAACGCUUACCAAAAAGGUGAGUGCGAAAAGGAAAUAACCAGGGAUGCGGAUUCGAGUGGUUCAGAUCUGGGGCUUCCUGAUGACAGUACUGGGUUGGAUCUUUGUGGCUUGCACCAUGGCCAUGGAGGGUUGGAAGAUCAGCUCUGUCGGGGGCAUGGGAGGCUCCUCCAUUUUGAAGGUGGCCUGGUACUGGUCAAGUCUGUGGAGAUCUUGCUUUACAGAUUCAACAGCUGUUAGUAACUGCUACGACUUCCCCGUGCUCUGGUCCGUGGAAGGCUACAUUCAGAUUGUGCGAGGCCUGCUGAUGGCUGCUCUGUCCCUGGGCAUGCUGGGCUUUGUGCUCAGCUUGUUGGGCAUGGAGUGUACCUUCAUAGGGGGGGAAGACAAGUCAAAAUACAAGAAGAUCUACACUGGCGGUUGGUGCCACAUAAUCAGUGGUUCACUGUCCACAAGUGGAUAUGCUGUUUAUGCACAAUAUGUCUCGGUAGAAUACUUCAACCCAAACUUUAUUGGACUUAGGUUUGACCUCGGCACCCCGCUGUUCCUCGGUUGGGUUGGCUCCGCCUUUCAAAUGGCCGGAGGUGUUUUCUAUUUGUGGUCCGUGUGCAGGCCACUAUUUGGACAAGUACAAACGGUGAUUGUCCGAAAAUUACCAGAUGUGGAAAAAGACCCCAAAACCAAGUCCACCACAGAGCUGUCCUCGGUAUCUGGAAUCACCUCCAAGUCCAAAGCAUCCUCUGUAUCCGAGCUGUCAUCCGUGCCUUCCAACUUGUCCGCCAUCUCUUCGGGAUUGACAUCUGGAAGUUCAGUCCAAUCAGAGCGCGGGUCAAGCACGAUGCGAACAAACACUUCUGCCAGUUCAGUGUCAGCUUCAGAGUCUGGCCGCUUGUCCAGAUCCAGUGCAUCAGCACUGUCCGGGUCACGUAGCAUCCGCAGCAGUCGUAUGUCAUCAUUGUCCGGCGGCUCGAGGAGUCAGACAGCGGCUUUCCUAAAGAACUCCUACAUUUGAGUGACACAGACUUGCAUUAAUGACUUCAGAAGACCAGUGUGGCGCUGUUCUUAAGGCUGGAACGCUGUUUACGACAUGUUUGUAUUUUUUAAUGGAGUAAAUGUACCCAGCUAUGUUGCAGUCAAGACCCUUUGACCAAGACGUCAAUACCAAGCCAUGACAAGUUGAGUCCCCCAGUCAAGACAAAGACUAGGCAAUUAAAACCAGGUUAAGACUUGUAUGACAAAGUUUGUAGAAGUUUAUAGAAUGCAAGCAAACUAAAUUACACCAAUUUCAGGAGAUGAAAAUCCACCACUUGUCAAAGAACAUUUGAUUUUUCUCCCCCUUACCUAAAAACAUUAUGUUAUGAGGAGGCGCCUUCAGUGCAGGAAUCUCUCUUGGUUCGUGGCCUGGAGUAAAAAAAACAAUUGUCAGUGUUAGCACGUAUAAUAUCCAAGUACUUAUCGGGCUGUUUCACAAAAUUUGACUCCUACUUGUGUACACUGCAUGCAUUAUUUCAACAAACAAAUCAUACAAGGCAUUCCUGGACCGGUUGACAACACCUGCUCUAACCCAGCGAGCAUUUUAUUCGUUGCCCAGAAAACGGAGCAGAUUUGCGGUGAUGAAUUGCGGCAGUGCCCCCUACCGGCAAAGUUGCUGAACUGGCAGUGGGGUUUUCCUUCACCCGAGAUGCGAGGAGAAUAUCCUGUGAUUAAAAUAAAAUAUGUUUGAAUACAUGUCUAUAUUUUGUAGUAGUUUUAUAAGUUGUUGUAUGGCAACUGAUGUAAACAUUGUGUUUUUAACCAAAUGUAGUUCUAACAAUUUACAGCUUGAUAACAAUUCAUAGCUUUGAAUUUAAGCAGCAAAUUAUAAUAGAUGUGCAAAUUUUUGUUUUUUGUGAGUGUAGGAAAAAUCAAAGGUCUUGCUUUAAUGACGACAUAAGUUCAACAAACUGCCCAUUGUAAAUGUUUCUUGUUACUAGGCGAAUAAAAAUUAAAUAAAUUAAAUAAAUCAGUCUCCAAUCUUGAAGGUUGUGGGUUCAAUCCCCAAGCCCGGUGAUCAUGUCAAAGUGUCGUUGAGCAAGACACUGAACUUUAUUUUGCUCCCAGUAGAAAAACACAAUAUUAGAUUGAAUACCAUGUAGUGGAGAUGAAUACAAGAAAU
Syngnathus acus (greater pipefish) is the source of this 2369-nucleotide messenger RNA. Its product is annotated as claudin-10. The coding region runs from base 261 to 1226 and encodes 321 amino acids. Gene Ontology annotation, cellular component: plasma membrane; bicellular tight junction. The record is from RefSeq and is a predicted model, not a curated record. Gene Ontology annotation, biological process: bicellular tight junction assembly; cell adhesion. The transcript is spliced from 5 exons. NCBI's taxonomy places the organism in Eukaryota, Metazoa, Chordata, Actinopteri, Syngnathiformes, Syngnathidae. Gene Ontology annotation, molecular function: structural molecule activity.